Messenger RNA from Colletotrichum truncatum, 1368 nucleotides. RefSeq names its product pre-mRNA cleavage complex ii protein clp1. Gene Ontology annotation, molecular function: polynucleotide 5'-hydroxyl-kinase activity. Gene Ontology annotation, cellular component: mRNA cleavage factor complex; nucleus. Gene Ontology annotation, biological process: tRNA splicing, via endonucleolytic cleavage and ligation. NCBI's taxonomy places the organism in Eukaryota, Fungi, Ascomycota, Sordariomycetes, Glomerellales, Glomerellaceae. The record is from RefSeq and is a predicted model, not a curated record.
AUGUCGAUUCCUGGCUUGGGCCAGCUUGCAGUGCCGCAACAGGCAAACGCAAACCAAACCCGAUCAAUUAGGCUCCAGCCCUUUUGGGAAUGGCGCUUCGAAGUCGCCUUCGGCACCGAAAUCACAUUCAAACUCCUCUCCGGCACCGCUGAGAAGGAUGGCACCGAGCUCGCCCUGCAGCAUGUCUACACCUUCUCCGGGGUCAAGUCCAAGAUCCUCACCCUUCAGGGGUGUGAGUUCGAAGUCGACGGCAGCACAGCCGAUGAUUUCGUAGCCGAAUAUCACAAACCGCAAGACUCGCCGGCGAAUGCGUAUCUGAACCUGCACUUCCAGCUCACCGCCAUGCGCCAGCGUGCCGCCGCCGAGAGGAAAGAGGGACCAAGGAUCGCUAUCUGCGGCCCCCAUACAGCCGGCAAGACUUCACUGGCACGCACCCUGACAAGCUAUGCGACGAGGGUUGGUGCGCAGCCGCUCGUCGUGAACGUGGAUCCGAAGGAGGGCAUGUUGAGCCUGCCCGGCACCCUGAGCGCGAGUGUCGUCGGUAGCGUGUUGGACGUCGAGGCCGUGGACGGCUGGGGUACCACGCCGACGAGCGGUCCGAGCCAGGUCCCGGUUAAGCUGCCGUUGGUGUACUACUACGGCCACGCAAAUGCGGAGGACGACGCGGCCAAGUACCGUCAGCUUAUAAGUAAGAUGGCUGCGACGGUUACGUCAAGGCUGGCGCAGGAUCCGGAGGUGAAGAGCUCGGGCAUGAUUAUUGAUACCUUUGGGCUGAGCGAGAAGAGCAAUGCCGGCAUGGAUCUGUUUGCGCACGUCGUGGAGGAGCUAUCUGUGAACAUCAUCAUUGUAUUGGGGUCUUCCAGCCUGAACGCGGAAGUACAGCAAAGGUUUUCCGCGGAGAAGACGAGCCUCGGCGAGCAGUACAGCAUUGUUCUGCUGGACAAGUCCGAGGGAGUAGUUGAGCGCGACGAAGGGUUCAUGCAGCAGCUCUGCGAGGCGUCGAUCAAGGAGUACUUCUUUGGCAGUAUCGGUCGCACGCUGAGCCCCGCCACGCAGCAAGUCGACUUUGAUACCCUGACUAUGUACAGGCUUGGCGAUUACGCCCUCUAUGGUGCGGCCGACGACGGCCUCAUGCGCGUGGACCCAGCUCAGCUUAUGGCGCACUGGACCCUCGCUGUAAUGUACGCCUCGGUUAAGGACAGUCCCGCGACGAUCAGGUCCGCUAAUGUCAUGGGCUACGUGUACGUGGCCGACGUUGACAAGGAGAAGCGCAAACUGAGGAUUCUGGCGCCUGUGAGUGGCAGGCUUGGCGAUCGGCCGUUGUUGAUGGGCAAGUGGCCGGAGCCAUACAUCAAUCUGUUAGGAUAA